Fulmarus glacialis (Northern fulmar) is the source of this 1359-nucleotide messenger RNA. It is a transcript of the gene SFXN1, whose product is annotated as sideroflexin 1. NCBI's taxonomy places the organism in Eukaryota, Metazoa, Chordata, Aves, Procellariiformes, Procellariidae. The transcript is spliced from 11 exons. The record is from RefSeq and is a predicted model, not a curated record. Gene Ontology annotation, molecular function: monoatomic ion transmembrane transporter activity. The coding region runs from base 114 to 1082 and encodes 322 amino acids. Gene Ontology annotation, biological process: monoatomic ion transport; serine import into mitochondrion. Gene Ontology annotation, cellular component: mitochondrial inner membrane.
GGUGGUGCGUGGCGGCGGCACAGAUCCCGGGCCUGCGGGAAACAAGCCUCCCUGCGGGGGGAUCGUCCUUUCCAGGGGAGGAACACGUCGAAUAACUUGGAGAGUUUUUGAAGAUGUCAGCAGAUAUACCGUUAAAUAUUAAUAUCAAGGAGCCCCGAUGGGAUCAAAGCACUUUUGUUGGACGAGCCAGUCACUUCUUUACUGUAACAGACCCCCGGAAUAUUUUGUUAUCUGAUACCCAACUGGAAAAUGCAAGAAAAAUUGUGCAUGAUUACAGACAAGGUAUCGUGGCACCUGGCUUGACAGAAGAUGACUUGUGGAGAGCAAAAUAUAUCUAUGAUUCAGCCUUUCACCCAGACACUGGUGAAAAGAUGGUCUUGAUUGGCCGAAUGUCAGCUCAGGUACCCAUGAACAUGACUAUCACAGGUUGUAUGAUGACCUUUUAUAGAACGACACCAGCCGUGGUUUUCUGGCAAUGGAUUAACCAGUCCUUCAAUGCUAUAGUAAAUUACACGAACAGGAGCGGUGAUGCCCCAAUUACUGUCAGCCAGCUGGGAACAGCCUAUGUUUCUGCUACCACGGGUGCUGUCGCAACAGCUUUAGGACUUAAUGCAUUAACAAAGCACGUCUCACCUCUUAUAGGACGGUUUGUUCCUUUUGCUGCUGUUGCUGCUGCUAACUGCAUUAAUAUUCCACUAAUGAGACAAAGGGAACUCAAGUUUGGAAUCCCCGUCACGGAUGAGAACGGAAACAGACUGGGUGAAUCAACAAAAGCAGCUGAGCAGGCAAUUACCCAGGUGGUUAUAUCAAGAAUUCUUAUGGCUGCUCCUGGCAUGGCAAUUCCUCCCUUCAUAAUGAAUACGUUGGAAAAGAGAGCCUUUUUAAAGAGAUUUCCUUGGAUGAGUGCUCCCAUUCAAGUUGGAUUAGUCGGAUUCUGUCUUGUGUUUGCAACACCCCUGUGUUGUGCACUGUUUCCUCAAAAAAGUUCUAUGUCUGUAACACGCUUGGAGCCAGAAUUGCAAGCCAAGAUCCAAGAGAACAGCCCUGAACUAGAACGUGUAUACUUUAAUAAAGGAUUAUAAUUCAAGGAAGGGAAAAUAUCUUUCAAGGAGGAUCUUGCGAACUUAUUUUUGAAUUAUGUGCCAACAUAGUUGAAGAUGAGAACUCACUUUUAACUUGUCCUUUUGUUAAACAACUUUGAUCAUCUGCAUUAUUUUAUAUUUAAAGACUUUCCUUGUUGUAGUGUUUAAAUUACAAAAGGCCAUUUUGUCCACUUUGGUAUCGAUUAAAAGUUUAACCAUACAUAUCAAAAAAUGUUUACAUAAGCUCUCAAGCAGCUACAAUAACAAUAAACAAGCA